Messenger RNA from Maudiozyma barnettii, 807 nucleotides. RefSeq names its product oxidoreductase (gene ORA1). Gene Ontology annotation, molecular function: oxidoreductase activity. NCBI's taxonomy places the organism in Eukaryota, Fungi, Ascomycota, Saccharomycetes, Saccharomycetales, Saccharomycetaceae. The transcript has a single exon. Bases 1 to 807 code for a protein of 268 amino acids. The record is from RefSeq and is a predicted model, not a curated record. Gene Ontology annotation, cellular component: cytosol.
AUGUCUCAAGGUAGAAGGGCUGCUGAAAGAUUAGCUGGAAAAACUGUAUUCAUCACUGGUGCAUCUGCUGGUAUUGGUCAAGCCACAGCACUAGAAUAUUUAGACGCUUCGAAUGGUGAUCUUAAACUGAUCUUAUGUGCUAGAAGAUUAGAAAAAUUGCAAGAAUUGAAAACCAAAGCCGAGAAGGAAUAUCCAAAUGCCAAGAUAUACAUCAAUAAAUUGGAUGUUACUGACACCGAAGCUAUCAAACCAUUCUUAGACAAUUUACCUCAGGAAUUCAAGGACAUUGAUAUCUUAGUUAACAAUGCAGGUAAGGCAUUAGGUUCUGACAAAGUCGGUGAUAUUGAUAUUGAUGAUAUUAAAGGUAUGAUGGAUACCAAUGUCAUUGGUCUAAUCAACAUUACACAAGCCAUUCUUCCAAUUUUCAAAAAGAAGAAUUCUGGGGAUAUUGUCAAUUUAGGUUCUGUUGCAGGUAGAGAGGCAUACCCAACUGGAUCUAUUUAUUGUGCUACUAAAUUUGCAGUUCGUGCAUUCACCGAAAGUUUAAGAAAGGAAUUAAUCGAUACAAACAUUAGAGUUAUUCUAAUUGCACCUGGUAUCGUCGAGACCGAAUUUUCCUUGGUAAGAUACAAAGGUGACAGUGAGCGUGCUUCUGGAGUUUACACCGGUGCACACCCAUUAUAUGCCGAUGAUGUUGCUGAUUUAAUUGUAUAUACUACAUCCAGAAAGGCGAACACUGUUAUUGCAGAUGUCUUGAUUUUCCCAACUACUCAAGGUUCUCCUUAUCACGUCCACCGUGAUACUUAA